AUGCCUUCAUUUGCUACUAAAUUUAGGUUAGCUGGAAACAAUCAGGAGAUAGAUCCCUCUGAAAUCGCCAAAAAACUGAGACAAGAUAUGAUAGCCAGUCUUUCGUUGCCAAACCCAGUUGACAAUUUAGACAAACUAAUUCAGAAGUCAAUUCCCCUUCAGGAAAUGUUCAGUCUCAAUUUUCGGGACAAAUUCGGCUACACGCUACUUGGAAAUGCAGUUAAAUUAUUCGCACUUCCCGUGAUACAAUAUCUGGUGCUCAAAAGACAAUUCAUCAUUAAGGAAGAGCUUAUUAUUGCAGUGGACGUUGACUACAGAGCAGCCAUUGAAUUUUUUCUCUCUGUGGACCCAGAACUUGUCGACCGACCAGUGUUGACUGGUACGGUCUACCGCCCUGGGCUAUCUCCUGUUAUGGUGGCCGCACUACGAGAAAACGAGACGAUGUUAAAAUUCUUGUUCUCCCGAGGAGCACAACACCUAGACAUUCCAAAUUACGACCCGCGAGAGCCCAGAAACAUUAUAAGAUUCGACGCUAUCUGUCAAACUCUUCUUGCCCUCUCCAACCCCAUGUAUUUGUGUAUCAUGAAUGAGGAUCCGAUAAUGGUUGCGUUUAAAAUCUCCGAAAGAUGUCAACAAAUCUCAUCUAGCUUAACCGUUGCCGCAACAGACAUGCAGAUAGUCAAGGAGAGCUGUGAAAAAUUUGCUGCCGAAUUCAUCAGUAACAUUGCCACAUUUGAUGAACUCAUGUUGGUAAUGAACCAAAUGACGACUUUGGACCACAACAUUGUGGCUCCUGGCGAACCCUGGGAGCGGCUGAAGUACGCAAUAUCCAACAAGCAUACAGAAUUUGUAGCAAAUGGAAGCAUCCAGAAACUAAUGAAAAAGAAAUUCUACGAAGGGCCCAUUGCUCUGCAGGACUUCGAAUCCUCCAACAUUGCCAAGAAGGCGGCGUACCUUCUAGUACUAGUUCUUCUGACACCUGCGUGGAUUUUCUUUUACCUUUUCGUGCCAGCAACUACUUCCCCCACUGCUGUUUUGGAAAGCUUUUCAGUUAUGGUAGCUGUGUUUUCAACUUCGCUUUCCAUGUAA
Messenger RNA from Symsagittifera roscoffensis, 1089 nucleotides. RefSeq names its product transient-receptor-potential-like protein. NCBI's taxonomy places the organism in Eukaryota, Metazoa, Xenacoelomorpha, Acoela, Convolutidae. Gene Ontology annotation, cellular component: plasma membrane; cation channel complex. Gene Ontology annotation, molecular function: store-operated calcium channel activity; inositol 1,4,5 trisphosphate binding. The record is from RefSeq and is a predicted model, not a curated record. Bases 1 to 1089 code for a protein of 362 amino acids. Gene Ontology annotation, biological process: calcium ion transmembrane transport; regulation of cytosolic calcium ion concentration. The transcript has 2 exons.